AAAACAUUGUGAAUCAUCAGAGAGAGUGGGGAAAAAUGGAGAAAAACAAGAGAGCUUUCGGGUUUUUGCUUCUGGUGGUGCUUAUCAAUGGAGUUAUGAUGACGAGAUCAAAUGGGUAUGAAGGAGAAGAAGAGUGGGGAGGAGGUGGAGGAGGAGGGGAGUGGGGAGGAGGUACUGGAGGAGGAGGAGAGUGGGGAGGAGAGGGAGGAGGAGAGUGGGGAGGAGGAGGAGAAGGAGGAGGUGGAGGAAGAAGAGGAUGGUUCAUGAUGAGAGAGUCGAAGCAAGUGAUCAAAUCAGAAGGUGGAGAGAUGAGAGUUGUGAUAUCACCAAGAGGAAGGAUCAUUGAGAAGCCAAUGCACAUUGGGUUUCUAACAAUGGAACCUAAGACCCUCUUUGUCCCUCAGUAUCUUGACUCAAGCCUUCUCAUCUUUAUUCGUCAAGGUGAAGCAACGCUUGGAGUGAUAUGCAAAGACGAAUUCGGAGAGAGGAAAUUGAAAGCAGGAGACAUCUACUGGAUUCCGGCUGGUUCUGUCUUUUAUUUGUUAAACACAGGCCGAGGUCAACGCCUUCACGUCAUUUGCAGCAUUGAUCCAACUCAGAGCCUCGGUUUCGAAACCUUCCAACCUUUCUAUAUAGGUGGAGGACCAUCGUCUGUUCUCGCUGGCUUUGAACCCGACACUUUAACUUCAGCAUUCAACGUAUCCCGACCAGAGCUUCAACAAAUGAUGAUGAGUCAAUUCCGUGGCCCGAUUGUACACGUCAUGGAAGGGCCACAACCACAACCGACGAUAUGGACCCAAUUCUUGGGGUUGAGAGGGGAAGAGAAACAUAAGCAACUCAAGAAACUCUUGGAGAUGAAACAAGGAUCCCCUCAAGAUCAACAAUCCACUUCAGGGUGGUCUUGGAGGAAUAUUGUAAGAUCGAUUUUGGAUCUAACAGAAGAAAAGAAUAAAGGGUCAGGAUCUUCCGAGUGCGAGGACUCAUACAACAUCUAUGAUCAGAAACGCAGUUUCAAAAACGACUAUGGAUGGAGUAUAGCUCUUGACUAUGACGAUUACGAGCCUCUCAAACACUCGGGAAUCGGAGUUUAUCUCGUAAAUCUCACCGCGGGAUCAAUGAUGGCUCCACACAUGAACCCAACAGCCACAGAAUAUGGCAUCGUUUUAGCUGGCUCUGGAGACAUUCAAGUUGUAUUUCCUAAUGGAACUUCUGCUAUGAACACGAGAGUCUCCGUAGGAGAUGUCUUCUGGAUCCCUCGAUACUUCGCUUUUUGCCAGAUCGCAUCUCGGACCGGACCAUUCGAGUUUGUAGGAUUUACCACGUCGGCUCACAAGAAUCGGCCUCAGUUCCUGGUCGGAUCAAACUCACUACUCAAGACUCUGAAUCUGACGUCAUUGUCCAUGGCAUUCGGAGUCGAUGAAGAGACAAUGAGGCGGUUCAUUGAUGCCCAGAGAGAGGCUGUUAUUCUCCCUACCGCAUCGGCAGCUCCUCCGCAUGUCGGCGAAACGGUGCGCGAUCGCCUUGUUUGAGGAAUGUGCAAAAGGUUUUCUUUUUGAAUGCUAUGUAUGUAGUUAACUAUGAGUAUGUAUGGAUGUAUGUUUUUGUUUCUUUGAAACAAUAUUAAUAAAGGU
Messenger RNA from Arabidopsis lyrata subsp. lyrata, 1631 nucleotides. RefSeq names its product vicilin-like seed storage protein At2g28490. Bases 36 to 1529 code for a protein of 497 amino acids. The record is from RefSeq and is a predicted model, not a curated record. The transcript has 5 exons. NCBI's taxonomy places the organism in Eukaryota, Viridiplantae, Streptophyta, Magnoliopsida, Brassicales, Brassicaceae.